UUCACGUACUUAUAUAUUUAUUUAAGAAUAUAUAGGAAGAAUUGAAGUUGCUUUUCUUUUUGUUUUACAUCUCUUUCUUUUUGUUUUAUUUUAUAUCACAAUGUAUCUUCCUUACAUAAGCUUUCCUGCUUCCUCUACUCAUAUUCUCCUCUCUCUUUCCUUUCUCAGCUUUUUUUCGUCGGUUUUCAUGAUGUAAGUGAAGAAGACACUGAAACUGAGUUAGCUGAACCCAUUCUAUAUAUAUUAUAUUAUACGCUAUAUAAAGCAUUACCGGGUGGUUGUACGAUAAAUGGCACCUGUUGCAUUACCACCCGGUUUCCGGUUUCACCCGACGGAUGAAGAAUUGGUGGCUUAUUACCUCAAGAGGAAGAUCAAUGGUCACAAGAUUGACUUGGAAAUAAUCCCUGAAAUUGAUCUUUAUCAGUUUGAGCCUUGGGAGUUGCCAAGUAAAUCAUUAUUGCCAAGCAAUGAUUUGGAGUGGUAUUUCUUUAGUCCAAGAGAUCGAAAGUACCCGAAUGGAUCAAGGACAAAUAGAGCAACCAAGGCAGGUUAUUGGAAAUCGACGGGCAAAGAUCGAAAGGUAAACUCACAAAUGAGAGCAGUAGGGAUGAAGAAGACAUUGGUGUACUACCAAGGGAGAGCACCUAAUGGCCAUAGAAGUGAUUGGGUUAUGCAUGAAUACCGCCUUGACGAGGGAGAGUGCGAAAUUCCUUCUGGUUUACAGGAUGCCUAUGCUCUAUGUCGAGUAUUCAAGAAAACCUCGAUAAACAUCUCAAAUAAUAUUGCAUCUUCAUCACAAGAACAUUCAUUCACCAACAUAGUUCAAAUAUCAAGUGAUCAAUCGUCGAGCAUCGACAUGUACACCGAGGGAAGAUGUGAAGAUUUUGAGAGCUCCGAUUAUUCAAUCCCUAUUGAAAGAUGUUCAACUAGUGCUACUCAUGGAUCUUCUUCAUCACUAUGUGAUAUAGGAGAUGGGCAAUGGAUGCAAUAUUUGAAUGAAGAUGAAUUCUGCUAAUUCAUUUUAUCAUCAUAAUUUAUGUUCUUCAUGCUAUUAUUCAUAGUGGAUAAAUUAUGCAUGAAGUUAAUUAUCAUACUAGUAAUUAUUGGGUUUUUUUAUUACUUGAAAAUGGCUUGGGUUAGUAGCUAGGUGUUUUGAUGUGAAUUUAAUUUUAUUUUUUAAAAAAAUAUAGAAAAAAAAAGCAUUAGGAACCCUCUUCACGACUAAAGAGGGGAAUUGCUUUGAUGUGAAAUUGGUCCAUAGUUUUUCAACAGGAGCAUUGUAUUUAUAUGCUUAUUAUGUAUGUUACACUUUUAAAACUAAUUAAAUUCGCCAUUUGAUUGGGAAAAGGGGUAAAAUGAUAUAUUGUAAUUUAACAAAUUUAUUGUAUCCUCUUCUUAAUACAACACUUGUAUAUAUGAUAUAGAUGUCUCAAAAUGUUUGCAAGUUUUUUUUAUUUUUUUUUAUUUAUAAGUUAAUAUUGUUGGGUGUGGCCCAAAUUUUAUAGGUACAUUAUUUUGAUGGAGUAUUGGUUGAUGUUCUUCAAUUCCGGAUACAUGUAGCAUGGUUGGUAUUGCACCACGAUUCUCUAGAUCUUUCUACAAGUUCGUAUCAUGCAAGCCACUAAAAUGAUCUAGGAAAUUCUUGACACGGGAAGUAACUAGAAAUAUGGUUCGUGAAUUUUCUAGAACAUCAUGGAUACUAAGAAUGAUGAAGGAAUUUCUAGAAUCUUCCGGCCAU
Chenopodium quinoa (quinoa) is the source of this 1738-nucleotide messenger RNA. Its product is annotated as NAC domain-containing protein 86-like. Gene Ontology annotation, biological process: regulation of DNA-templated transcription. The record is from RefSeq and is a predicted model, not a curated record. Bases 290 to 1015 code for a protein of 241 amino acids. Lineage: Eukaryota; Viridiplantae; Streptophyta; Magnoliopsida; Caryophyllales; Amaranthaceae. Gene Ontology annotation, molecular function: DNA binding. The transcript is spliced from 3 exons.